CGCAUCGUGUCAAGGCACCGAACAACUUCUCCAAUCUCUCUUCUUCUCGUCGCACUGUAGAAAUUCAGAAGCUCAUCGUCAUCGCGUACAAAUCUUGGCCAUAAACCCUAGACUGGUUUAGUUUUUGGAACAUUGAUAACCAAUUAAGCAAUUGAGAAGAGAUGCUUGGUGAUGGAGGCGAAAUCCCCUCAAGGUAUGAAUUGUUGAGCAUGGUGAAGAAGCAUUCCAAUUUAAUAGGGAAAACGGUAGUUGAGGAGCAACAUGCUUCUGAUAUCGAAAUGGAUAUGAGGUUUUGGCACGAUGUCUUUGAUUUGUAUUUUGUCUGUGGCAAGGAGUCAAGGGGACGCCAAGAUGAUGAUCUUGUUUUCUUUGUCAGAAAAUUGGGUUCCCAUGGUUCUGGUUCCAACAAUAAAACAGAGAGCGUUGAUCCUUAUUUUGUACGCAGGUGGGCACCUAAGUUGAGCAACUUAGUUGAUGAAACUUCUAUAGAUGUGAACUGGAGGCGUUCAUUUUACUUGAAUCUAAUUGCUCAUACAUCAUUCAGUGUAACUGUUGCAAUUUGCAGUCACCAGGAUCUUCUGAACCAUCGAGCUGGGCAGGAUACACCUUUAUCCCCUAUAUAUAAGGUUGUGAAGACUGUUUAUGCAUCCCCAAGUCGUGUAAAUUUUCAAUUGGACUCUGAAAAGGAAGUGGAAACGACUCCUGCUUAUCCAGAUAUAUGUUUCGCAAUUGAUGAUUUUGACUCCACUUUUGAUGCUGUGGUUUUGACUGAAAAAGAUCAUUGCUAUUGUGUAGUUCUUAACGCACAUGAUGGGGCAGCAUUUCCGAGUGAAAAGGUGGCCAAUGAUUGUAGUACUAGUGAUAGCUCCUCUUUGCCAGUCCAUUCUAGUUCUGCAAAGAAAAGGAAUACAAAGCUUACACUUUUAUCAGGAUUUGUCAGCUAUCAGAUGGUCCGAGAUGCUUAUGAUGCUGGUAGGUCUCGAUUUGGGAGCCUUUUAUCCGUGGGCCAUUCUUCAGGCAAAACAGACAGGAUUUACAUGAAAGGUCCUGGUGGCCGAGGGGAAGUUGAAGUAGCUGUUUCUGGUGUUGCGGAUCAAAGCCAGCAGGAUUCAGGCCCAUUUUCGCCAGUUAUAUCAAAGAAAGGGUUUGGGCUUGGCGUCAUUGUCCACAAAGCAGCAUCUGCUGCAUCAGUAGCAGCAAGGCAUGCUUAUGCAGCUGCCUCUGCCUCCAGCCCAAAUUUUGAUGAGUUGAUACCUUUGAAAUGCAGCUUAAUGUCCAUAUCAUUGCCCUGGGAAUUUAUUGCGUAUGAUCUUCUGUUUAAGGGAGCUCCUCCAGUGAACAUGUGACCAUCCAAUGUAUCUGUGGGCAAUGAAAAUCGAAAUGGAGAUUUCUGCCAUCAACUUUUUCCUAGUUAUGAAAUUCAUUUCUCUUCUGACAGUUGUCUUUGGUGCAUGUUGUGUGCACGUGCAUGCUUAGAAAUGUGCAUAUUUGGUGUUGGGUUGAGUAUCCCGGGGUAAUUUGUUUGUUGCAUCUGGUUAUAAAUCUAUAUUAGUUGGUUGGUGUAUAUAUUGGAUUACUGUAAUUGCCACAUUUCCAAUUACCAGGUUCUUCCUGACUAGGUUUUUUUUUAAUUGUUUUUUAAAAAUUGUUUAUACUUCCUAGCCAAUUCCACCAGAGAAGAUAAAAGGUAAAAGAAAUUGGUCUCCGGUCAAAGCUGAACUGCACGCAGGCAGCGAUGGCCACUAAAGAUGGGACUUUUUUAAUAGAUGAAUUUAUUUAUGAAAAAGUAUGCAUUCACUUUUC
Molecule: messenger RNA, 1803 nt
Organism: Glycine soja
Lineage: Eukaryota; Viridiplantae; Streptophyta; Magnoliopsida; Fabales; Fabaceae
Exons: 12
Coding region: 162-1346 (394 amino acids)
Source: RefSeq, a predicted model, not a curated record